Callorhinchus milii (elephant shark) is the source of this 2475-nucleotide messenger RNA. Its product is annotated as tetranectin. NCBI's taxonomy places the organism in Eukaryota, Metazoa, Chordata, Chondrichthyes, Chimaeriformes, Callorhinchidae. Bases 172 to 777 code for a protein of 201 amino acids. The record is from RefSeq and is a predicted model, not a curated record. The transcript is spliced from 3 exons.
GGUUGUGAGGGUGGAUCUGGUGUGCGCUGGGGAUCUGGAGACUUGGAAUCUUUCCUCUUUGGAUGGAGUGUCUGGACGUCAGGUUUUCAUUACUGCGUAUUCCAGCUUCACAACGAGCACAGGAUAAAUCUAAGCAGUAGCUCUCCUGGACUCUCCACUGUCUCGCACACCAUGGAGCUGAGAGGGACAUUGUUUGCAGUCUGCGUGCUGUGUCUGCUACACAUUACCUACCAGCAGAAGAAAGUUCCAGCCAAGAAGAAUAACCAGGCAAAGAAAGCAGCAGUGACUCCCAGAGUGAUCGAAGAGAUCAAGAAACAGAUUGAAUCAAUCUUAUUGGAUCUGGAUUCACUGAAGGAACAACAAGCACUGCAAACAGUGUGCCUGCGGGGGUUCAAGAUCCUCAGGAAAUGCUUCCUGGUGUUCAGUGGGGAAAAGAACUACCACGAGGCAAGCGAAGACUGCAUGUUGCAUGGAGGGCUCCUCAGCACCCCACGGAAUGGGGAGGAAAAUGACCAGCUGUACGAAUACGCCAAGAAUACCGUGGGCCCCAACCUGGACAUCUGGCUUGGCGUGACCGACAUGGUGACCGAAGGCAAGUGGCUGGAUCUGAAUGGCAACAACAUCACCUUCACCAACUGGGAGACAGAGAUUACCUUGCAGCCCGAUGGGGCCAGCAGAGAGAACUGUGUGCUGCUCUCAGGCCAGGCCAACGGCAAGUGGUUUGAUGAGUCGUGUCGCUCUGCUAAACACUUCAUUUGUGAAUACAACAUUCCGUAAAUAUGCCACAACAUGAAAAACACCAUAAAGAUUACACAAGUAUAAUCUAACUGGAUUAGUUAUGCUAUCGAUGCUUUACUGGUUUGUUCCUUCAGAACAGACAUCUUGUUGCAAAUGGUGGAGAUAUGAAAGCACAGAACCAUUGAGAACUGUAGAACCAUAGAAACUUAUAGCACAGAAGACUACCAUUCGGCCCAUCGUAUAAAUAUGAUUCGCUUUCUUUGGAGGGUGAAGAAUAAAUACCUUUAAAAUUUAUAUUGGGAUUCAGAAACUCCGAUGUUUACAAUUAAUAGAAAAACAACCUGAGUUAGGAACAGUCACAAGAUCAGACGAGAGGUUUAGAUGAAGAAGAUCCAUUUGAGAUCAUUUGAUCUCAUCCUUCCAUAAAACAAACCUACCCACCAUCUUCCCAUCAAAGUAUUAAGCUUUAUUUUGAAAAUGUGUUGGUACCAUAACUCUGCAGAAAAGGUGACAGAGGCUCAGGCUGGAUUGCAGGGGGAAGGAGUGAGGAGUAGGUGUCGGUGUGAGAAACACAGCGCUGUUAUGUGUUUGAUGACUUCUUUGUCACAUAAUGCACGGCAGGAGGUGGGUGUCUGUUUUAUAAACCUUAACCCCAACCAGCACAAAGGGUAUAACAAGCAGCACAGAAUGUAAUAAAAACCUGGUAGACAAUGCACUUCCUACAUUAACUUUCAUAUCUUCACCAAUUAGAACAGGGUGUCCUUAUUAACAUUAUAUUAUGCAUAGCUCUAAUUUGAAUACCUUUCCAUAAACUGCUGUAUUUUCCUUUGUGAGGAUAUGAAUCCCUCUUUCCCUCCCCCUCUCCCUGAUCUCCCCAGAGCUUGUCUGAUCAGUAGCUGACAUGUGGGUGAGUGCCCUGUUCUGGGUGUCUGCCAGUGCCACCUGGUAUAACAAGCUCUGGCACUUCAGCCAAGAAUAAGUUCCCCUCUGGUUACUCCUCCCCAACUGGUUACCCCUCCCCAACUAGUUACCCCUCCCCACUGGUUACUCCUCCCCACUGGUCACUCCUCCCCCACUGGUCACUCCUCCCCCACUGUUUGCUCCUCCCCACUGUUUGCUCCUCCCCACUGUUUGCUCCUCCCCCACUGGUUACUCCUCCCCCACUGGUUACUCCUCCCCUGCACUGGUUGCUCUUUCCCCACUGUUUGCUCCUCUCCCCUCUGGUUGCCCCUCCCCCACACAAACUGGGGAACCAUCAGCGCCAAGGGUGCCUCCACAGGUGCUGCCACUCAGAAUGGAAGUGGCAGAGUUGAGGAAGAGAAGACUAAGGGUUGUGGGCACGGACCCAGAUACCCUUCGAUGCUCCAUCAUUGGCUUCACGAUGUGCCUGUCAAGCAUAGUAUAUGUAACCUAUCACCCAAUAACUUAUCACCAGUGACUCCCACUGCCAUUCAGAUGAAAGCAACUCUGAGGGGACAAUUUACCCAAUUGUCCCUCCCUCCCCAUGGGUUGGGAAGGGCCCUACUCACAACUAAGACCAGUGUAGCAGAUGUGCGUCUUUGCACUCCUUGUCACCAUGUGCUAUCGCUACACUAUGUUGUCCGCGAUGUGAAAUAUUUCUUAGCUGUGCGGGAAUUCAUAGCUUGCUUAACUUAGUUAUCUUGUACUGAACAAUUGUGCAAUGCAUGUUAUUGUACUUUCCAGUGCUUGUCUUAAAUAAAAGUCAUUCAAAACAAA